Molecule: messenger RNA, 2237 nt
Organism: Clunio marinus
Lineage: Eukaryota; Metazoa; Arthropoda; Insecta; Diptera; Chironomidae
Source: the annotation of a GenBank genome assembly
CAAGAUUUAAGACGUGUUUUCAGUUCUGUAAUGAAAUUAAAGCACUAAUGAAGUGUUGUGAUAAUGUUCUCAGUAGACGAUAUUCUGAUGAACAACGGUAGAUUUAGUAAAAUGAAUUCGAGUAUUUUAAAUCACUCAGUCGACGAGGUUUAUUUGUUUUUGAAAAAUCAGAAAGUGUCAGAGACGAUUUUGAAUGCCAUUCGAAGUGAGAAAAUCGAUGGAAAAUCAUUGCUGAUACUCAAUGAACGCGAUAUUUAUCGUCUUGAACACAAGUACCAUCUUUUGAUGGGUGAUAUGAAAAGAUUUACUCUUGUUGUGAAUAAAAUUCAGCAGCAAAACAGGCAAUGCCUGAUUUAUCUCGGGAUAUUAGAUAAUCAAAACAAUCUGAUUACUAAUUUACUUUCUCAUAACGUAUCGACAAACGCUAACUACUCACAUCCUCAUGCCAGUCUCUUCAAUCCGGCAGAGAGCCAAAUUGACAGAAUCUCCCCAGCAAAUUCUGUAGAUGGAAGCAGCUCGGGUCGACAAUAUGCAACCUGUAUUCAACCUGAAUUCUUCAAAACAACGAUCUCGUUAGGUUAUGCAUUUUUGGUGACAUGGAUAACAGCUUUUGUAAUGGUUGUGGUUCAUGAACGUGUUCCUGACUCAAAACGAUACCCGCCGCUUCCUGAUAUCUUCCUUGAUAACGUUCCUCAUAUUGGGUGGGCCUUCUGGGCAUGUGAAGUGACAGGUGCUGUCUUAUUCGCUAUUUGGGUUUGCGUUUUAGUGUUUCAUAAAUACAGAAUUAUCUUGCUGAGAAGAUUUUUCGCUUUGGGUGGAACAGUUUUCCUAUUACGUUGCUUUACAAUGUUGAUAACAUCAUUGAGUGUACCUGGAACUCAUCUUGAAUGUCGUGCAAGUGAUUUUAAGUUUGAUGAUGGCGAUAGUCUUGGACUAUUUGAAAUGUUGGAAAAGCGUGUGAGUCGUGCUUACACAAUUUGGAGUGGUUUGGGGAUGAGUAUUAAAGGUGUAAGAACAUGUGGUGAUUACAUGUUCUCAGGACAUACUGUGGCGUUGACACUUUUGAACUUUUUCAUAACAGAAUAUACUCCAAGAAAUCUCUACUUCCUGCAUACAACGACAUGGCUGUUGAAUAUGUUCGGAAUCUUCUUCAUUUUAGCAGCACACGAGCAUUAUUCGAUUGACGUCUUCAUUGCUUUUUAUAUUGCUUCCCGCUUAUUUCUUUAUUAUCAUACAUUGGCCAACAAUCAAGCACUCAUGUCGCAUGAUUCCAAUCGAACGCGAAUUUGGUUUCCAUUGUUCUCAUAUUUUGAAAGUAGCGUUGAUGGAAUCAUUCCGAAUGACUACAACAGCUUAUCGGAAAUCUUUAGAAUUAUUGGGGGUUGGCUGUUGAAUCUGAAAGAUCUUAGCAUGCUGACAGCACGUCGUAUAUGGAUUGAACGACCAAACAACAAUGGUCAAAAUAAACGUCAGAGAAGAUCACAAUCUCAAACGCCUUCGAAGAGAAACAAAUUGUCGGCGAAUGAAAAUAGCGUUGGAGAUAAACUCAGGAGAUCGAUGGGAAAUUUAUCAUCAAAAAAUGAUAAAGAAUCAGUUCCGAUUCUAUCUGAAUUAAAGAAAGAAAACUAAAUUCAAAUUAUCAAAAAUUCUUCUCUAAAAAAUUGAAUGAAACAAAAACUUUUCUUCUUCUAGUCUUUCAAAGAAAUCAAUUCAAACUUUAUUUAUUGUCAUAACAAAAAUUGUUCAAGCUUUUGAUAAAUGUAAAGAAGAAAUUUCAAUAUUUAAUGUAAUGAAAUCUGAAAUGUCGUGAAACUCUAUUUUUGUAUGACAAAGAAAUAUUUUUGGUUUCUACUUUUAUGAAGAAAAAAUAUUUUGAUAAACGAAAGUCAAAAGCUUGGAUAAAUUUCAUUGCAUUGGCGCAUUCCAAUUCAUUCAUCAAAAAACUUAUUUGUCACAUUUUAAAGACCAAAGUAUUUUAAUGACAAAACCACCCGAAAAGGCUUUCGCAUGACUUUCAUUAAUUAAACUUUUUAAAUUUUUGAUAUAAGUAUGCGCACAUUAAAGUGCUUUCUUACUUUCACUUUAACUUACAAAUCUAUUGAUUUAAAGUUGGAAAGAAAAGGAAUUUUUUAAAGUUAUUAUCUAGUUAACAAUUGUAAUUGAAAUAAAUUCUAUGAAGACAAAUCUGUUUGACAAAAAUGAAAUUUUCUGAGUUUUUUCCAUUUUAUUCUGCUCAG